Lates calcarifer (barramundi perch) is the source of this 4932-nucleotide messenger RNA. It is a transcript of the gene tns3.2, whose product is annotated as tensin-3. Gene Ontology annotation, molecular function: protein binding; phosphatase activity. The record is from RefSeq and is a predicted model, not a curated record. NCBI's taxonomy places the organism in Eukaryota, Metazoa, Chordata, Actinopteri, Centropomidae. Gene Ontology annotation, biological process: dephosphorylation.
CUGUAUGGUUUAUCAUGCUCUCACUCACUCUCUUUCUCUCUCUCUCUGGCUUUCUCUUCCUCCCUCCCCGCCUUUGUCAAGUCUCCACCUCGUUUUCUAUACCAGCCACACACACAGACUUUCACUCAUCUGGCUUCAUAGUUGCUCUGAUUUUGACUUCUGCUUUAUUGCAGCAACAGCUAAGGUGUCCAUGUGACUGAAGUCAGUCAUGGAGGAACUGCGUCGAAUCGAUCUGACCUACAUCACUGAGCGAAUCAUCACCAUAUUCUGCCCUCCUGAGUGUCCAGAGGAGACCUACCUGCAAAACCUGCAGGAGAUUAUUCCCAUGCUGCAGUCGAAGCACGGACACAACUACAUGCUCAUCAACCUCUCACAGAAGAAUGGCACCCUCACACAAAUGAACCACAAGGUUCUGGACACAGGUUGGGUGGAUCGCCUGGCUCCCUGCUUGGAUCAGAUCUUGAGCGUGUGCACGACGAUGGAGAACUGGCUGCAAACGAACCUGAAGCAUGUCCUGGUGUUACACUGCAGGGGAGGUAAAGGGCGGCUCGGAGUCCUGGUUGCUUCUUACAUCCACUUCAACAACAUGUCAGCCAGUGCAGACCUUUCUCUCGACCACUUUGCCAUGAGGAGGUUCUACAACGACAAGCUGUCUGCUCUGAUGACCCCCUCACAGAAACGGUACGUUUGGAUGCUGGGCAGCAUGUUAAAGGGAGGACUGAGGAUGUGUCCCUCUCCGUCUUUCCUCCUCUGCGUUGUUCUUCAUGGUCUUCCCAAAAUAAGAGCAGAUGGAGGAUGUUGUCUCUUCCUGAGAGUCUACCAGAGUCUACAGGCUGUCUGCACAUCAGCAGUUUACCAUGUUACUGCAGGACAGACGGACCGGCUCUACUUUGUGCUCCAGCCGGCUCAGCUGCUCAAAGGUGACAUCAUGGUGGUCUGUUACGAUAAAGACAGUCGGUCAGGAAGCCGUCAGGUCGUCUUCUGUCUCCAGUUUCAUACCGGCCUUGUACACGGACACACCCUCACUUUCUCGAAGGCAGACCUUGACUGUGCCAGUGAAGAUCCUCGGUUCCCAGACGAUGGAAAAGUGGAGCUGCUGCUUUCUGAAAGUCCUGAAAAGAUUACAGGCAGAGAGCUGUGGCACAACGGAGGCUCUGUGACCGUGGACUACGACACCUUGGACCCUUUAGUCCGACGAGACUCCUACCAAGAAACAGCUCCUCCUCAUGUCCUGGGCCCUGGAAAUGGCAGUUUGUACGCCAGAGUGAGGAAAAGGAGCAGCGAGGAAGGAGUUUCAUUCCCGCCACUGAUCGCCAGCAGCCCCAGCUGCAGCGACCGAGCUCCGUCUGCCAGCAGUGACUCAGGCCUGUCCGUCGCUUCUCAGGGGAGGACCGGAGCCAGACCAGGGAGAGGGGCCACGCAGGACAAGUGCACCCAGGCGGGGAAGCUGCUCUCUGGGUUGGAGUUUGAGAUCGCUCAGCCUCUCCUGGAGGUCAUGACUGAGCUGGCAGCGUGCGGUGGAGGGGAGGUGGGGAUGGUUGGAGACAAGUCCGGACUGGGACACACUCUCAAUGGAGAGGCUUCAUCCAGAGAGAGGGAGACAGAUAUCCUGGAUGAUGAGGAUGAAGUGGACAAUGUGGCAGCUUCUGCUUUGCUGAGUUCAAGCAGCAUCUGCUCCCUGCCUUCGGAGAAUCUACCCGAAACUCAGAGAUCACCCCAAACUGAGUACUGCACACGUUCCUGGGUGCAGCAGCAGCAGAUGGUGGAGGUCGUCACCGAUAAUUACCUUCAAGUGGACGGGAAGGAGAGGUCGAGCAGAGCGAGAAAAGAGAGGCCGCCACCUCUGGUAGCUCCCGACACGCCACCCAGAGGGAUCAGCAGCAGGGAGGCCGUGCAGAGAGGGCUGGUGGACGAGGACGGGACACACAACGCCACACAAAACGCACAAUCUGCUCAUACUACACACAAUUCAUCUAUCCAGGAAGAUGAUCUGGAGUCGUUAACCACAGAUGUAGAUGAGUCCAUAGAGCAGCUGAACCAGCUGAUUCUGGAUCUGGAUCCAACGUUUGUUCCUGUUCCUACCCGCUGCGCCCCCCUGUCCCGCUCCGCCUCCCUCCACACCAACGGCCUCAGCCACAAGGGAAACACACAUCUGUCAGGGUGGAAGCAGCAGAAGCAGGUCAGCGAUGUGACGGACUACGCCGGUCUACCCAGCCCAGGAUGGAGAGGGGGUGGACCUCAAACCUUCAGGGGCUCCCCAGUCCCCAGUCCCCCUUUCUCGCCCUUGCGGCAUGGGCAUCUCCACAAAGCAAACAGCCUGGACUAUCGGGGUCGAAUGGACAGCUCCGACAUCGUCCCACAAACUCCAGCCUUCCCUGUGUCCCCUCCAACGCCCUACGUGAAACAUUUCUCUGAGUUUUCUCAGCUCCGGACCGGCGGGCAGUGGGACCAACACAGCUGGACACAAGAUGCCCGGAGUUUCCUGGACAGUAUGAACCACACCGGCGGGUCCAUGUGCUCAGUGUCGUCAGGAAGCCCCCUCCCACACACAGACAGUGCCACUCCUCCCCCAGUGUGGCAUGACCGGACUCCAUCCUCCCUCAACUCCAACUACCCCCCACAGCCGUCACCCCCUCUCUCCCUCAGCACUCCCAAUGCCCACAGUUCUCCCCGGGGGGCUCCGAAAAGCCCUGGCGGAGACAGACAGACGGACAGCACAGACUUGUCCUCGUUGUUUGGGAACGGCGGCCUGGAUCACAGCCUGCUGGAGGCCAUGGAGGGGCUCGGGACUCUGAACCUUGGGGGAGAGGGGGGCCUCGCUCCGCUGCUGCCUGAGAAGAGGAGAUGGGGCGAGGGGGGAGAGCUUGGCUCCCGCUCCCCUUCUCUAAGCGGGUUUUCUAGCCCUCACAGUGGUAGCAGCCUCAGCAUCCCCUUCUCGUCUUCCAUGUCCCCUGAUCCUCUUAGAGGACACAGUGGGGCCCAGUCACCCGCAUCAGACUCUGGCAGUAAGCAGGACACUGUGAAGUUUGUUCAGGACACGUCCAAGUUCUGGUACAAGCCCGACAUUUCCAGAGACCAAGCCAUCACGGUGCUAAAGGACAAAGAGCCGGGCUCGUUCAUCGUCAGAGACAGUCACUCGUUUCGCGGGGCGUACGGUUUGGCCAUGAAGGUGGCGACACCCCCUCCGUCUGUGUUACAACAGAGUAAGAAAGUAGGAGACCUGUCCAAUGAGCUGGUGCGACACUUCCUGAUAGAGUGUACACAGAAAGGAGUUCGUCUUAAAGGCUGCCCCAACGAGCCCUACUUUGGAAGUCUCACUGCUCUGGUGUGUCAGCACUCCAUCACCCCUCUGGCUCUGCCCUGUAAACUCAUCCUGCCUGACAAAGAUCCAGUGGAGGAGCUGAGUGACUCAUCUGCACAGACAGCUACAAACUCAGCAGCUGAACUCCUCAAACAGGGAGCAGCGUGUAACGUGUGGUACCUGGGCUCUGUGGCGCUGGAGUCGUUGACGGGACACCAGGCGGUCCAGAAGGCGACCACGAUGACGCUGUCCAUGGAUCCUCCGCCGGCCUCCACCGUCGUCCACUUCAAAGUGUCGGCGCAGGGCAUCACGCUCACCGACAACCAGAGGAAGUUGUUCUUCAGGAGACAUUACGCUGUCAACACUGUUAUAUUCUGUUCUCUGGACCCACAGGGAAGGAAAUGGACCAGAGGCAGCGGCUCCACUGCAAAGAUCUUUGGAUUUGUAGCCAGGAAAUCUCAGAGUGAGACUGAAAACAUGUGCCACCUGUUCGCUGAGCAUGACCCGGAGCAGCCGGCGAGCGCCAUCGUCAACUUUGUCUCAAAGGUCAUGAUCGGGUCACAUAAAAAGUAACGAGAGAAAGACUCAAACUGACAGACUGAGGAUCGACUUCCCACCCAGACAUCACAUUAAAAAAAGACCUCUACAACAACUUUUCCUCCCAAGAGUCAAAAAAAAAAAAAAAAAAAAACUAUGAAGCCACACACUCCAGAAGAACCAGGCUGCACUGCAGGAUGCUGCCACCAGAGGGCGCUAAGACUGUCAUAUAUGUAAAGACUCGCCUGCAAGAUGCCAAGGUUUUUUAAAAAAUAUAAAAUGUAUAUAAAAUCAAAACACUUUUUCACAGAGGAUCUACUAUGAAAACCAGAUUUUGUCAUGUUUAAAAUACUUUAUCUUCAGACUUACUUUAAAUACACCGUAUCACACUGACAAAAAAUAAAAACAAAAAAGCUCUUCUGAUUAAACCUGAAGAAUAUGAGAUAUUCUGCACAUAAAUAUAAACAACUAAGUAUGGAUUAUAAUUCUGAAAUCUUUUCCUCUUGGUAAAAAUAUGUAAAUCAGGUUUCAACAUCACCACAGGUCCAUUUUACUGUAUAUGUUCAAACCAUACUGUCACAUGACAAAGCCAACAAUGUGGUCGCCUUGUACUUAAGAUGGAUUUAUCGUGUUGUGUUUAUAUAUUGCUCAAAGUAUUUAUCCCUUUUUACAGAUAUGUAAAAGGCUUUCUUUCCCCUAAAUAUACGUCAUAUAUUUUUGUAUGUCCCAUGUUAUUGUGGGGAGAAUAUGAUGUAGUAUUUUACCUAACAAUGAACUAACUACAUAAUCUGCCCUAUGUGUACUUGUAUUACUAAUAUAGUUGUUAAUAUGUUCCUUUACCAAUGACCUAAAUACAGAUUUGUGUACAGUUACGGUUCCUCAAAUACAGUCACCAUGUCCGAUCUCUUCUUCUGCCUUACAUUAAGUUUUUGGCUGAUUUGUAAAUGAAAGUUUCCACAGCAUCUCUGCUGGGACGGUGCAGGGAUGAUGUAUAUUUGUAGGCCAACCAGGAAGUUAGCAUCUCCCUGGUUCCCUCGACAGAAAGUCAACUGGUUUUUGGAUUGUUGCAGAAAAUAAACUCUUUGAUCAACAAA